This is a messenger RNA of Talaromyces atroroseus, 438 nucleotides long. RefSeq lists its product as hypothetical. The record is from RefSeq and is a predicted model, not a curated record. Bases 1 to 438 code for a protein of 145 amino acids. Lineage: Eukaryota; Fungi; Ascomycota; Eurotiomycetes; Eurotiales; Trichocomaceae. The transcript has 2 exons.
AUGACCGGAAAAAAAUACGCUCUACCACGAGGAUUAUAUCCGUCUGCAAGGCUGAACUUCCAGUUCUAUUUAUGGCAGGAAGCUCUUGGUUUCAUCGUUCAUCCUUCCGUUGAUCUAGCAAAACCAGACUUGAAAGUGGCUGAUGUGGCUACUGGCACGGGAAUCUGGCUCAACGAGCUAUCCAAGUAUGUACCUUCGUCGGCGCAGUUGGACGGGUUUGAUCUUUCUACAGACCAGUUUCCGCACAUCUCAUGCCUGCCGUCAAAUGUCCGUCUUCAGAUCUGGGAUGCAACCCAAGAACCGCCCGAGUCCAUGGUUGGUGUCUAUGAUGUUGUGCACAUUCGGCUCAUCGAGUUUGCUAUUGAGGAUAACGACCCAUCCAUUAUCCUCCGUAAUUGUCGAAAGCUGCUAAGUGAAAAGACUCCCAGAAGAUGUUAA